AUGGCAGAAGUACUAGACACCAUCGUUAUCGGAGCUGGCUGGUCCGGCGCUGUUGCCGCCCGCGAGCUCGCCGGCAAGGGACGCAAGGUCCUGGUCCUAGAGGCCAGAGACAGAAUCGGAGGACGUGCCAACACCUGGGUCAAGGGAGAUGUCAAGGUUGAUGUUGGAUGCAGCUGGAUUCACGGUUACCGGGAAGGAAACCCUGCUAGAUAUAUCGCUCAGGAUUUCGGUGUUGCUUCUACCAAGCUUCCCAACCCGUCUCCCCCGUCGUCUGCCUCAUUGGCAUCUGCCUUGUUGGCACCCAACUCGGCUCUCUUCUCAACAGCCUCUGACGAAUCCUCAAAGGAACUGGCCGCUGCUCUCGCUCGAUCCCUAGAGGUCCCGCUGGGCCUCAAGCUCGAAAAGGCUUCGCUCAAGUGGGCUGGCUGGGAGGGUGCUACGGCAUUUGCAGGUUCCGAUGCUGCUCCCGAGGGAGGUUACCAGGCUCUCGUCACUAGGGUCGUCGAGGAUGCCAAAUCCAAGGGUGUCGAGGUGAAGCUGGGUACCAAGAUUGCGGGUGUAUCUCAAAGUGAGAGCGGCGUCGUUGUCACGGAUACCAACGGCAACAAGUUCACGGCAAAAACGGCUAUUUCCACCAUCCCUCUUGGUGUUCUCAAGACCCUUCCCGAGAGCACCUUCAGUCCCGCUCUGCCACCCCGAUUUCAGGAGGCGAUUAAGGGCACCCACGUCGGCGUCCUCGAGAAGCUUCUGCUUCAAUACCCUAGCGCCUGGUGGCCCGAGGCCGACAAGGCCGGCUCCUAUACCUUCUUGCCCACAUCCACUAAGCCCGUCACCGAGAGCUCUACGCCCCUUGAAGUCUUCGAGGCUUCCACUCUGGUCACCGCAAACUUCGCGGCGCCGUCGCUACCGGGCCCGAGCCCAACUCUUCUGACCUAUCUCUCAGAGACCCCUGCCACCGCCCUUCUGCAACACGACCCGAAGGAUGUAGCUGCCGCCUUCCACAAGUUCCUCAUUUCCCGGUUCCAGCCGUCCUCUCAACCCCCAGAGCCGACAGACACCAGCCUGACUAAUUGGCUGACUGACGAGUACUCCCGUGGUGCAACAACAACUCCCUCUAUCGUUUCAGAGAACGGCGAGCGCAGUCCUCUUGACUUCAAGGAGCUGAGCAGGCCUGUCUGGGACGGGCGCCUUGGCUUUGCCGGAGAGCACACCGAGAUGGAGCACCGUGGCAGUGUUGCUGGAGCCGUCGUCAGCGGGUACAGAGAGGCCGAGCGUGUCGGAAGACUGCUCAAGUUACUCGAGGAGAGUGCGAAGUUGUAG
Messenger RNA from Colletotrichum chrysophilum, 1320 nucleotides. RefSeq lists its product as uncharacterized. The coding region runs from base 1 to 1320 and encodes 439 amino acids. Lineage: Eukaryota; Fungi; Ascomycota; Sordariomycetes; Glomerellales; Glomerellaceae. The record is from RefSeq and is a predicted model, not a curated record. Gene Ontology annotation, molecular function: oxidoreductase activity. The transcript has 2 exons.